Molecule: messenger RNA, 1730 nt
Organism: Mya arenaria
Lineage: Eukaryota; Metazoa; Mollusca; Bivalvia; Myida; Myidae
Product: very-long-chain (3R)-3-hydroxyacyl-CoA dehydratase 2-like
Exons: 7
Coding region: 32-733 (233 amino acids)
Biological process (GO): sphingolipid biosynthetic process; fatty acid elongation; very long-chain fatty acid biosynthetic process
Cellular component (GO): endoplasmic reticulum membrane
Molecular function (GO): 3-hydroxyacyl-CoA dehydratase activity
Source: RefSeq, a predicted model, not a curated record
UAAACCAGUCGUGUUACUUGUGAGAGCAAGCAUGGCCGCCCCCAGUGUAAACAAAUCCACCCAAAAGGGACAAGAUCCGAGUGUACUUGCUUAUUUGAUAGCCUACAAUGUAGCGCAAGUCAUGGGAUGGAGUGCCAUCAUGUUAGCCCUUGUGUCACAUGUUGCCAUGGAGAGAGACUUCAAAGGCGUGUAUGAGAAAGUCGCCCCUCUCCUCAACAUUUUCCAGACGGCAGCAGUACUCGAGAUUGUUCAUUGUGCUGUUGGCAUUGUGCGUUCCAAUGUGAUGUUGACAGCAUUCCAAGUUUUCUCUCGAGUCUUUCUUACAUGGGGCAUUGUAUACAGCGUACCAGAGAGCCAAGACGUGUUAGGGGUGACAAUGUUUGUAUUUGCGUGGACGUUGACGGAGAUGAUUCGCUACUCCUUCUACAUGUUCUCCCUCAUUGGAGAGGUGCCAUUUGUCAUACAGUGGUGCAGAUACACAUUUUUCAUAGUAUUAUAUCCCAUUGGUGUAACGGGUGAGCUGUUGUCAGUGUGGGCAAGCCUCCCAUAUGUGCAGGAGACUGGGUUAUACAGCCUUCCAAUGCCCAACAAGCUCAACUUUGCCUUCAGAUAUGACUAUUAUCUCAAGUUUUUCAUGCUCAUGUAUAUACCAGUAUUUCCCCAGCUUUAUAUGCACAUGUUGGCACAGAGACAGAAGGUGAUUGGUGGAGCUGGAAAGUCAAAAGCGGACUGAUUUGUCACUAUUUGUCAUGCGUGCUCACUCUAUACACCAACCUGUGACAUCUUGAUCUUGAACAACUAUCAUAAAAUGAAGUGGAAACUAUGUACAAUUUUGUGAAAAUGUCUCACAGGAAAAUAUGCUUAAUGCUUGGCAUUUUUUUUUUGUGUCAAAUAACAAGACAAUUCAAAACACUUAUUGUAAUGUGAACUACGUGUAUAAGGUGUGUCACAAAUUACAAUAGACAAAUGCAAUUUCUUAAAUUGGUGAUGUCAAAAUGCUUUUAAGGAAUACUAAAUCAUUUUUUGUAAAUAAAUGUGUCAGAAGGGUAAAAGAGUUAAAAAAAAGGAAUAUUUGAUCAUUUAUGAACAAAUCAUUAUUAGCAGGCCCUAACAUUAAAAUCAUUUUUUGAAUCAAAAUAGUUUGGGUUUGGUUUUCUAUUAUUUCUGACGGUAUAAUAUUAUAUUCAAAAUUUCAGCAAAUAAUUUGACAGACCUUAUUUAUUUCAGAAGUUAUUACACAAUUUUUCAUUAUCUGGUCUUGAGAAGUUAGUAUUCUACAUUAAAAUCAGUGCCGCAUGGCAUUGCAUUGAUGCGGGUAUUGAAUUAUUGAGUACAAGAACGCAUCAGUUUUAUUAGUUCUUCUGAUUUUUGAAAAAAGUGACGAGCUAUUGUCUCUUGAUUGUCAUCGUCAGAGGCGUUGGUUAAAUUUUGGGUUUAGGUCACUUACAUUGAAACUAUCAAAGCUAUCACUUGAAACUUUGGGAACUUGUUCAUCUAAUACCCUUCUUCACAUUGUACCCUAAAGAUGCUGAGUCUUACCUGUUUUUUGGGGUAAAAAACAUGAAUUUCGGUUGAUUUUGAGAAUUGGAUAUAGCUUCUUCAAUUUUUGUUGGAUUGAUUUCAAUUUUUUUCACAGACAAUAAAUGGAUAAUGCACUUUAAUAUAUCAAAUGAGAAAUAUGGAAGUGGUAAAGUGGUAAUAUUUUAAAUGAAUAAAAAUACCUCCGUGAA